This is a messenger RNA of Gadus morhua (Atlantic cod), 2310 nucleotides long. It is a transcript of the gene eed, whose product is annotated as embryonic ectoderm development. NCBI's taxonomy places the organism in Eukaryota, Metazoa, Chordata, Actinopteri, Gadiformes, Gadidae. The transcript is spliced from 12 exons. Bases 37 to 1371 code for a protein of 444 amino acids. Gene Ontology annotation, molecular function: protein binding. The record is from RefSeq and is a predicted model, not a curated record.
CGGGGACUGAGGCGGAAGAGGCUGAGACCGCGCAAAAUGAGGGAAAACAAGAACAUGGUCGAGUCCCCUUCGCCGGCGGCGGGAAAAGAGAUGCCUGCAAAGAAACAGAAGUUGAGCAGCGAUGAGAACAGUAACCCCGAUCUGUCGGGAGACGAGAACGAUGACGCGGUCAGCGUUGAGAGCGGGACCAACGUGGAGCGCCCAGACACGCCCACCAACACAGCCAACGCCCCGGGCCGGAGGAGUUGGGGGAAGGGGAAGUGGAAGUCCAAAAAGUGCAGAUACUCCUUCAAGUGUGUGAACAGCCUCAGGGAGGACCACGGACAGCCCCUGUUCGGGGUUCAGUUCAACUGGCACAGCAAGGAGGGCGAUCCCCUGGUGUUCGCUACCGUGGGCAGCAACAGGGUGACCCUGUAUGAGUGCCACUCUCAGGGAGAGGUCCGACUGCUGCAGUCUUACGUUGACGCGGACGCAGAUGAGAACUUCUACACCUGCGCCUGGACCUUUGACACCAACACCAGCCACCCCCUGCUGGCCGUGGCGGGCUCCCGCGGAAUCAUCCGGAUCAUCAACCACAUCUCCAUGCAGUGCAUCAAGCACUAUGUAGGUCACGGAAACGCCAUCAACGAGCUCAAGUUCCACCCCCGCGACCCCAAUCUGCUGCUCUCAGUCAGCAAAGACCACGCCCUCCGCUUGUGGAACAUCCACACGGACACGCUGGUGGCCAUCCUGGGCGGUGUGGAGGGCCAUCGCGACGAGGUGCUGAGUGCCGACUUUGACCUGCUCGGGGAGAAGAUCAUGUCGUGUGGCAUGGACCACUCUCUGAAGCUGUGGCGUAUCGAUUCGGAGAGGAUGAAGAAAGCCAUCCGGGGAUCCUACGAGUACAACCCCUCCAAGACCAACAGGCCAUUCGUGUCGCAGAAGAUUCACUUCCCGGACUUCUCAACGCGAGACAUCCACAGGAACUACGUGGACUGUGUGCGCUGGCUGGGAGACCUGCUGCUCUCUAAGUCAUGUGAGAACGCCAUCGUGUGCUGGAAGCCGGGCAAGAUGGAGGACGACAUCGACCGCAUCAAGGCCAACGAGUCCAAUGUGACGGUGCUGGGCCGCUUCGAUUAUAGCCAGUGUGACAUCUGGUACAUGCGCUUCUCCAUGGACUUCUGGCAGAAGAUGCUCGCACUGGGGAACCAGGUGGGCAAGCUCUACGUCUGGGACCUGGAGGUGGAAGACCCCCACAAAGCCAAGUGCAUCACCCUGACCCUGCCCCGCUGCACCUCGGCCAUCCGCCAGACCAGCUUCAGCCGGGACAGCAGCAUCCUGAUCGCCGUGUGCGACGACGCCUCCAUCUGGCGCUGGGACCGCCAGCGCUGAGCUCCAUCCCUCCGCCACUUGCCACCUUCACCCGUUCAACCAUAGGGUCCCUGCCCUGUGCAGCCGCCACGGGGGUCGUUUCCCCAUGGGUCAGAAACAGUUGUUAUUUUUUAGCGUGUGUUAAAAAAUGUUUCGUUCAACAAACUGAUACCUGACCCUGGAUGAGUGUUGUCUUGGGAGGGGCUGUACCCCCUUCCCUUUGAGAAAGGGAAUUACGCGUCACAGAGCGCUAAACACAGGUCGCCCAUUUUCUGGCUAUUGAAAUAGACUGUUCAGGUGAGUUUGUCUCAAUAAAAUCCCCUUUUUCUUUCAUUAUGUACAUCUCGGUUUUUUUCAUUUGCUGUAGAAUAUCUUCGCUAGCAGACACGCGUCCAACCGUCUUGCUCUGAAAGGAGCAAAUCGCAACCGCUAUACACCCAAGAGUUACAAAUACCAUGUAAAACUACUCCCUCUUUUUUAUCAAACAAUGACGCAAUAAUAGACUAUGCUAAACCUGAAUACGUCCUCUGGUUCAUUCUCCUCCGUCUUGAUUGUACAACCCCAUGAAGAUCAGUCUGUCCACAAAGAGACUUCCUGUUUAUCAGAAUGAUGGAAGAACAGGAAUGUUUUUAUGUCACACGCAAAGGAAAUAUUUGUUGAUAAUAUUCGACAUUCAGGCCUGACCUGCAUUCCACUCACAGUAUUUUAGUCAUGGGUUUGCUUCCCUUUUGCUUUUGCUUCUCUAGAAUCCAGAAGUAAGUUUUGGGAGUUUCCAAACAUGUGUUUAAAUCUGUCACACCUACAUUCGUUGGCAAGCAAUUGCUUUCAAUUUGUUAUGUUUUGCUUGGAGGUCCUCAUGAUACAAUAUAAAGUCAAUGUUUUGCAUUGUCUCUUGUGUGUCACUUUACUAAUAACAUGUAUCUUCUGUGAUUUUGACUUCAAAUAAAACCUAUUUUUCUA